AUGUGCUCCCCGCUGCCACCGGGUGGAGGGGAGGGGGGUUCAGCACUUCCUGGAUACCCGCUGGCACGGGGCUGGCUCCGCAUCGACUGGCCCUGCUCCUCCGGCAGCUCAGCCCUCCCUGAUGCCAUCUCGGCCUUGAAGCAAGCGCUGGGCCGGUCCCCCUGUGCCGCAGUCUGUGAGCAGGUGCCGGGCGCAGCCGCACUGCCCAAGGAUGUCAUCUGUAAAGUGCACUUGAAGAGCUUCGUGGAGCAGCAGGGCUUGGUGGGCUAUGACCCCAAUCUAGAUGUGCUUCUCGUGACAGAGGGGAAGCUGCGGUCCCUGGCUGAGCUGCAGCAAGCUGUUCUGCAGUGCACGGCUGAAGGCCAGGGGCAGUGCUGCAGCAUUGUGCAUGUGGUGAGCUGCGAGGAGGAAUUCCAGCAGCAGCAGCUGGACCUGCUCUGGAGGAUUUUGGAUCCAGGAGCCCACACAGCUUUGCAGAAACACCUUGUCUGUGGGCCAGUUAAGGUGACAAACCCCUCAUCACCCAUUGGUGCAGACCAGUACUUCCAGCUCCGAAAGCGCCAGAUGUAUGAAGCCUCCGUGAUGAAGUAUGGGGAGCUUGCGCAAGACGAGGCCUGGACUGAGGUGAUUGAUACCCUCACAGUGGCUGCCAUCAGGUUUGAGAUGCUGAGCACUGCCCACCGGAGUCAGAUCACCCUUGACCUGGAGGACAGCAGCAUCUCCACCAAGGGAACCAAGAGCGGUGCCUUUGUGAUGUACAACUGUGCGCGGUUGGCCACGCUUUUUGACACCUACCAGCGGGCUGUGGAGCGGGGCACGUACCCCUCUCUGCCACCAGCGUCAGACCUGAACUUCUCCUGCCUCCGGGAAGAGGGCGAGUGGCUCCUCCUCUUCAACUAUCUUCUGCCUUUCCCUGAAGUCCUGCAGCAGGCAGCACAGCUGCCCUCAUCCAGCAAGGGGAUCCGGAUCACAGCCAACACAGAGACCGUAUGCAAGUUCCUGAUCCAGCUCAGCAUGGAUUUCAGCUCCUACUACAACCGGGUCCACAUCCUGGGGGAGCCAUUCCCUCACCUCUUUGACCAGAUGUUUGCCAGGCUCCGGCUGCUGGGAGCAGUGAGGGACAUGUUCCACAGUGCCCUGGCAACGCUGCACCUCCCUCCUCUCAGCCAGAUCUGAGCCACCACUGAAAAGGAAGUGACGGGCACCAGGACAAUGUGCCACAAGGGGAAGGACAAAGCAUGUCCUCCCUCGCAGGGCAAGGAGUUGCCCCACAG
Charadrius vociferus (killdeer) is the source of this 1274-nucleotide messenger RNA. It is a transcript of the gene DALRD3, whose product is annotated as DALR anticodon binding domain containing 3. Gene Ontology annotation, molecular function: ATP binding; tRNA binding; arginine-tRNA ligase activity. Bases 1 to 1176 code for a protein of 391 amino acids. Lineage: Eukaryota; Metazoa; Chordata; Aves; Charadriiformes; Charadriidae. The record is from RefSeq and is a predicted model, not a curated record. The transcript has 12 exons. Gene Ontology annotation, biological process: tRNA C3-cytosine methylation; arginyl-tRNA aminoacylation.